AUGAAGUUCUCCGCGCUCUUUGCAAGCACUCUUCUUGCUAGUACCGUCUCGGCGGCCGUCAUUCCUGCCCCGGCGGCAGCAGGUGUGGUUGCACGUGAUGCGGUCGAAUUCUCCAAGCGCGAAGCGGUAGCCAGCCCGCCCCAUAAGACAAUCAAGCGGGCUCCAUGGAAGAGGAGUCCGCCGCACAAGACUAUCAAGCGGGAGGCUUCCCCUCCCCACAAGACCAUCAAACGCGAGGCUUCCCCUCCUCACAAGACCAUCAAACGCGAGGCUUCCCCUCCCCACAAGACCAUCAAACGCGAGGCUUCCCCUCCCCACAAGACCAUCAAACGCGAGGCUUCCCCACCUCACAAGACUAUCAAGCGUGAGGCUGAACCCAAUGCUAGCCCGCCGCACAAGACUAUCAAGCGUGAGGCAGAGGCUAGCCCGCCUCACAAGACGAUCAAGAGGGAGGCAUCUCCUCCUCAUAAGACCAUCAAACGGGAUCCAUCUCCUCCUCACAAGACAAUCAAGCGGGACCCGUCUCCUCCUCACAAGACGAUCAAGAGGGAUCCCUCCCCUCCCCACAAGACAAUUAAGCGUGAGGCUGAACCCAUUGCUAGCCCACCACACAAAACUAUCAAACGUGAGGCUAGCCCGCCGCACAAGACCAUCUAG
Lindgomyces ingoldianus is the source of this 657-nucleotide messenger RNA. RefSeq lists its product as uncharacterized. The transcript has a single exon. The coding region runs from base 1 to 657 and encodes 218 amino acids. The record is from RefSeq and is a predicted model, not a curated record. NCBI's taxonomy places the organism in Eukaryota, Fungi, Ascomycota, Dothideomycetes, Pleosporales, Lindgomycetaceae.